AAUCAAAUCAUAUAAAAACAUAUUAACGGUUUUUAUGUAUUUUUGAUGGCUAACCCUUUUCUCCUUAAGCAACAGCACUCCAUGCAAUAGAGUGUCAAAACAAAGCAAAACAAAACAAAAACAAAAACAAAAACUUGCCCAUGUACUCCUGAACUUAAAAUUAAAGGUUUUUGUUUGUUUAAUUUUUUUUAAGAAUAGGUUUUACGUAAAAUCAUGUACUAGGAAAAGGAUGGUGGCUAUGUAUCUUAUUGACAUGGUAAUACUUGAGAUAAGACUUGAAGGAAAAAUGAGAGAAGUCUAAACAAAGACACAGAAUAGAAUAUUCCAGGCAGAAAGGCAGGGUUCUCUGCGUUUCUCUCCCAUAAAUGUGAUUUAGAUAAAAUCUGAUCCAUCAGCCCACGCUUGAAUCAGUGGAGCAUGGAAAAUAGUUAUGUUCCCAACGAACAUUACAAACCAAAGUUGACUUCCAGCCCCUUCAGGGCAGUAGAACAUAUUUUAAUCAAUGCCCCUUGAUAAAAGAGCUUGAUUCCAGCUACUGCACUUCCUUCAUCAGCUCUCCCCUGAUGCCUGGAGCCAUGAAAAUAUUUUUCUUUAUUUUUGCUGCUCUCAUUCUUCUUGCUCAAAUUUUCCAAGCCAGGACAGCAAUUCAUAGAGCACUAAUUUGUAAGAGAAUGGAAGGUCACUGUGAAGCUGAAUGUCUUACCUUUGAAGUAAAGAUUGGGGGCUGUAGAGCUGAAUUAACACCAUAUUGCUGCAAAAAGAGAAAGAAAGAUUAAAAACUAAGCACCAGCUGCAAGAAUGAAAGAGGUGAAGAUUCUCUGGCUGCGAUAUCAGUGGGACAAAUCUCUCUGCACCGUCUCUCUUUGAUCUGCAAAGUUUGGAUUAUCUGAAACCAUGUCAGUCCAGCUUCCAAUGCUACAAGGAGAUACCCUUCCUAGGCUGUGAACUUCUUCCAGGCAGACACUAUAUCUUGUUGACCUCUGCACUGUCAAUUCCUGACACAGGGCCUAUUCAUGAUUUUUUUCACUUUAUAAAAAAGUGAGCCAUUGAAUAAAUAGAUAAAACAGAUGGAAUGGAAUGGUUGGACUGGCACUCAGGUGAAUUGAGUUCUAAAGUUAUAGCUCUGGCUUUAAACAGUUGUAGGACACUGGGCCCUCUGUGCCAAGAUUCUGAUAUCUAUAAUGUGAGCAGAUUGAACCUCUCAGUAAAGGGAAUACCUGCCAGAUGCUAAUUGUGGCUGCUUCAGCAGUAUCACUGUCAUGUACUCCUUUCUCUCUUUUAUAGGUAGGAAUUGUUUAGAGUCUUGUUCAUUUACCUGUUAGAUCUAAAACAUCAAGUUUUAGAAUGAAAUGCACCCAUAUCAAAAUUCAAGUUGACUGCAGGUGGAGCAAUAUCUUCAUUCUGGCCAUUUGCAGUGAGAAUGGAUCAAAUCAUGGGUUUCUAAAGCAGUAAGUUCCCUAAAGGUCAUCGAAUUCAAUGCCCUUAUUACAAAUGAGGAGAGUGAGACUCAGGAAGGUUAUACAGUUACUGACUUAGUCACAUUUCUAUUCCAACUUUGGGCUUUCUGGACUUGCCUGCUUAGCAUGUCCACAAAAUAGCAUGCUGGAGGGUAACAGAACAACAAAAGGCAAUCCUAAAGAUGGAACGUUUCUCAGCGUGUUCAGGUGAACAGUUAAAUGGAGGAAGAAAUGGAAACAAACUGAAAAAGAAAACAUAGAAAGAAAAAAUAAAAAGACACUUUCUAAAAUCUCUGUUGUGAUCCUGCAAUCCCUGCCCUUUCAGAUGAUAACAAUGAUAACAAUGGCAAACCGAGGCUUGCCUUUUCCCUAAUUUGCCAACAUUUGGAGUCCCAGCUUUCGAGCAGAGGAAAGCAUGUAUCACAGACUAUUUCAUCAUAGAAGUCUUAUAGCACAUCCUCCCAGAACAGAAGCAGCAAAAUCCCUCUGCGCUGCUCCAGAAAAUUCUCUUCUCUAUUCAAUUAAGCUGGCUUCUUAUACAGAUGCAAAUAAAAGAGAAAAAAUAUCUGGAAUAAGACAAUGUGCAAAAUGUUUUAA
Molecule: messenger RNA, 2054 nt
Organism: Macaca mulatta (Rhesus monkey)
Lineage: Eukaryota; Metazoa; Chordata; Mammalia; Primates; Cercopithecidae
Product: beta-defensin 107A
Biological process (GO): innate immune response
Cellular component (GO): extracellular region
Source: RefSeq, a predicted model, not a curated record